UGGCAACAGCAGGUGCCAAUAUUUUGUUCAACCGUCAACGUAGAAAUAAAAAAGUAUAUUUUUCUUUGCGUAUUAGAUGAAGCAAUUAAAGGCUAAAGUGAAACGUAAUUAAAUGACAAAUUCGUAAAAAAGUAUUAUACGCCCGAAGAAGAUACGGAAACAUUGGAUAUAAUUCUACUAACUUGACAUUUUGACAAAAAGGGAAAGGAAACAAAAAUGUUUCGUAGUAGAAGUUGGUUUGGUGGAAACUGGAACCGCCCAAAGAAUCGUCUUUCAUUGGAACACCUUAAGUACCUGUACAGUAUAUUGGAGAAGAAUACCACUGUUUCCGAAAGCAAUCGUGGUCUAUUAGUGGAGUCGCUGCGCUGUAUUGCAGAAAUACUCAUCUGGGGCGAUCAACAUGACUCUUCCGUGUUUGAUUUUUUUCUUGAGAAAAACAUGCUGUCCUACUUUUUACAUAUAAUGCGCCAAAAGAGCGGUGGCUCAAGUUUUGUUUGUGUGCAAUUAUUGCAAACAUUAAAUAUUUUAUUUGAAAACAUACGAAAUGAGACAUCUUUGUAUUAUCUUUUGAGCAACAAUCAUGUCAAUUCUAUAAUUGUACACAAGUUUGACUUUUCUGAUGAAGAUGUAAUGGGUUAUUACAUUUUAUUUCUAAAGACGCUGAGCCUUAAACUGAACACGCAUACAAUACAUUUCUUCUAUAACGAACAUACCAAUGACUUUCCACUAUACACAGAGGCUAUUAAAUUCUUUAAUCACCCAGAAUCUAUGGUUCGAAUAGCAGUCCGCACGAUUUCGUUAAAUGUAUAUAAAGUACAGAAUGCCAGUAUGUUGAGGUUUAUUAGAGACAAAACCGCUGCGCCUUAUUUCAGCAACUUAGUAUGGUUUAUAGGCAAGCAUAUUUUGGAACUGGACACCUGCGUAAGAACUGAUAUUGAUCAUCAGUCUAAUCAGAGGCUUUCAAACUUAGUCGCAGAACAUCUCGAUCAUUUACAUUACCUGAACGAUAUUUUAUUACUCGAAAUAGAUGAUUUAAAUGCAGUACUUACCGAACAUCUGUUGCACAAACUAUUCGUACCGCUGUAUAUUUUCUCACUCACGCCUGCGCCUCCGCCCACAUCACUCGCAGUGGUCACACAAAAUCUCGCAGCCGUCUUAAAUCGUCCCGUUGAUAUUGAUAUACAAGAAAUCAAUAAUCCACGUGUUUCGUCAAUUGUCGCAUUGUACUUGCUAUCGCUGGUAUUCUUAGUUAUCACACAUGCACCGCUGGUACAUGCGCUCGCCUGGGUAAUACUCAAUGGAGACCACAGUGUGUUUAAAGAGGGCGCUGCUGAAAUACUAAACGCCUAUGUAGAGCACCGAUUAACAGUUGUACCUGGGUUUGGUGAGCCACGUGAAAGCUUAGAGCAAGCUUUGGAGACCGUCGGUGCCAACUCUACGAGCCACAGCUACGAUACUGACAACUUACAUAAUACAUUAGAGGCACCAGCUGCCACGAGCAGCGCCCGAGAAGGAGCUAGAGCAAAUGCCGCAGAAUCCACUUCCAAUACAGUAACAACAGAAGAGCAAUGUGCAGAAAGCGGUAUGUGUGGGAUUUCAGUAGAGACCGCUAGUGCAGCGGCGCAAGCUGUAUUAAAUAACGCCAAAUUGGCCAACAUCACCGACGAGGAGAAGGAAAAAAUACAAAAGCUGGUGCAACCCGCGCGUGCAUUUAACGAGUUGAAUCGUCCAUUCUUGGAAAUGGUAUUGUCGGCGUUGGAUUGCACGGAGAAUGAUUAUCUGGCACUUUUGUCAUUAUGCCUCAUUUACGCAAUGGCUUACAACAGAGGUGUCAAAAACGAUUGGUUCGAACAGGUACUCUCCCAAUCAGCCAAAGGAACGUACAGCUACAAGACAGAGCUAAUAGAACGCUUGCUGCACAUAAUUACGUUAUCGAAUCAGCCUUCCUGCCGCAUACGUCUCAUAACCAUUGAGAUUGCGCUCCAACUGCUCGUCACCUUUACGAAACCCUGUACGGACGACGCUUGUAUUACAGAGGCGCAGCGUGAUGCACUCUUUUCCGCACGUAAUCAGUCUAUGGUGGUGUUGCGCAAUUUCUAUAAGUCUGAAGAUAUCUUUCUCGAUCUGUUCGAGGAUGAGUUCAACGAGAUGCGCAAGACAAAUUUGAAUGUUGAAUUCCUCUGUAUGGAUUCAACGAUACUGCUUCCACCGACCGGUACGCCGUUGACCGGUAUAAAUUUCACACGUCGCCUGCCCUGUGGCGAAGUAGAGAAGGCACGUCGCGCCAUACGCGAUUUCUUUCUGCUACGCAAAACGUGCCAACAAUUUCUGAAUGAAAAAGAAACGCUGCUGCCGUUAACGAACACAAUGAAUCUCGUGCAGGUGGAUAAUGUGCUCGAUUUAAAUAAUAGCGAUUUAAUUGCCUGCACUGUAAUCACUAAGGAGAGCACAAAACAGCGACGCUUUCUCGUCAUCGAUUCACUGCAGCUAAUACUCGUUGAACCAGAUGCCAAGCUGUUGGGCUGGGGUGUCGCUAAAUUCGUUGGCUUCCUGCAGGAUGUCGAAGUGGUGGGCGAUAAGGACGACUCGCGCUGCCUGCACAUUACGGUACACCGUGGCGGCGCGACGCACAAUCGGACACCGCUGCUGUCGGCGAAAUUCCUCUUUGACGAUCACAUUCGUUGUAUGGCAGCGAAGCAAAGACUGACCAAGGGCCGCAGCAAGGCGCGCCAGAAGAAAAUGUAUCAGAUCGCGCAGCUAAUUGAAAUGCCCGGCCAAGUGAUUGACUCGCCAGUGUAUGCGGUGGCUGGUCUACGUGCGGGCAGCGUGGCCAGCAGCAGUUCGCGUUCCUCGCGCGACCAUCGUCCCAUACUGACGACGACAAACCGCGUGCCCGGCUUUGCGGCGGCUUUAAAGCGCGACACCACGAGCGCUGGCGGCGUUUGCCGCAUUCAAAUGGCACAGAAUCGCUCUAUUGAGGGCAUACGAAAUGAGAGUGCCGGCCGUCCGCGUCGACGCAAUUCCAAUUCAAGUUCACAUUCGUCGACGUCGCAAAAUCGCGAUGCCAACUCAUCACCGGGUCGUGAGCAUUCGCCGCGCAGCUCGCGUGAUAAUUCACAAAGUCGCAGCGCAACACGUUCGCGUGACAACAGUCCGCGCAUGCCCAGACCGCGUUCUGAGGAGAUACCACUCGAGGACUUUCAACAUUCGCGCAACAACAGUCCACACUCACGUGCCAAUUCUUCACAUCUUAAUACACCGACGCGUGCGCAUACGCCAUCACGUGCGCUAAAUUAUGAACCGAUUGCUAUAACGGUGCAUAAUGGCACACCGCACGACACGCAUUCCCCAGCGCCGCAUCAUGCCACGCAGCUGAACGGUGUUCCAAUUGCCAAAGAAGUUCUAGUACCCGUCGCCAGUUCCGAAGAAACUUCGUUCAUUGGCAACGAGGAAGCCGCAACGAGUGAGCAACGGCGCCGCGGCAUUAUCGAAACAGUAUAAAGCGAUUCCAAGUUGAUUUUUUUUGUUUAUAUAAAAAACUAUAAUAAUAAUACACGUUAUUUGUUUGAGAUCACGAACUUGUACAUACAUGUGGCUUAAGAAAGAGUUUUUUUGAAAUUUGUGUUAUCCACGUAUACUUUUUUGAGUGAAAAAUUGCUUUCCGUGUAAUUUGGUUUUAGAUAUUAAGCACCUCAUAUUGAAUAAAAAUUGUGACUAAUAUUAAUUGUAUUUGAUGACAUUAAAAUUAAUUGAAAAUAAAAAAUUUGCGGGUUUGUUAAAUCUUAUGAGCUGAGUUUUAUCAAAAUAGUGGCAAACACUAAUUAUGUAGUUUAUGAAUAAAAGAAAAAUAAUAAAGUUAAAUUACUUGUUUAAACUAAAAUGUCUAAUGUUUGUUGUAUUAUUUUUUGCGGGAAAGAUUUAAAAAACACUCAAAAAAUGUUGUGGUUCCAGUGGCAGAAAAUAUUGCCCCAACCAGUUACGUAACCCCUGUAAGACAGUUCGAAUAUUAUAAUUAGGGUUUAUCCAUAUUGCUUGCUUUGUUUUCGCUGUAUUGUUUGUCUAUAAAGGAUAUAUAAUUAACGAGUUAUCUACAUAUUUGUUAUAUCGUACCUUGGCCUGAAUUUUAUAUUUCAAUAAAACUUAAAUAAAUUUAUUGUCAAAUGUAUA
Bactrocera neohumeralis is the source of this 4167-nucleotide messenger RNA. It is a transcript of the gene ema, whose product is annotated as protein CLEC16A homolog. Gene Ontology annotation, biological process: endosome to lysosome transport; endosomal transport; regulation of autophagosome maturation. The coding region runs from base 217 to 3501 and encodes 1094 amino acids. The transcript has 12 exons. The record is from RefSeq and is a predicted model, not a curated record. Lineage: Eukaryota; Metazoa; Arthropoda; Insecta; Diptera; Tephritidae. Gene Ontology annotation, cellular component: endolysosome membrane; late endosome.